Xiphophorus hellerii (green swordtail) is the source of this 699-nucleotide messenger RNA. RefSeq names its product SUN domain-containing protein 3-like. Gene Ontology annotation, cellular component: nuclear envelope; meiotic nuclear membrane microtubule tethering complex. Lineage: Eukaryota; Metazoa; Chordata; Actinopteri; Cyprinodontiformes; Poeciliidae. The record is from RefSeq and is a predicted model, not a curated record. The coding region runs from base 1 to 699 and encodes 232 amino acids. Gene Ontology annotation, molecular function: protein-membrane adaptor activity. The transcript is spliced from 6 exons.
AUGGACUACCUUCUUCCAGCGGCAGAUUUGUUGCCCAACUUUGCUCUGAAAUCACAAGGAGCAAAGGUUUUACAGUGGAUGCCAUUAGCCGCACAUCCUGGCCAACUACAAAGAUGCGGUUGGUUUGGGUUUGCACUAGAAGAGCCAUUUAUCCACCCAGACAUUGUCAUCCAGGGGAGGACUCGCCUAAAUCCAGGAGAGUGCUGGGCUUUUGAAGGUUCCCAGGGACAUUUAGCCAUCGCCCUGUCCCACAGAGUCCUUAUCAGUCACGUCACCUUGGGUCACCUGCCUAAAAUGUUGUCCCCGACUGGUAACACCUGGAGUGCUCCCAAGGAGUUUUCUGUCUAUGGAAUGAGGGAACCUGAACAGGAGUGGACUCACCUGGGAACUUUUAUCUAUGAGGAGGAUGGAGAUUCGCUUCAGACCUUUGAGCUACCGCUCUACACCCACAGCAGGCUCUUAGAGGGUGCAUGGAAGUUCGCUCAGCCAGUCUACAUCUGCUUUGCGGACUUGGAAAAGGCGUUCGACUGUGUUCCUCUGGGAACCCUGAUUGUGUCUCUGCUAGUUGCAGACGAUGUGGUCCUAUUGUCUUCAUCAGGGCGUGACCUACAGCCUUCUCUGGAGCAGUUCGCAGCCGAGUGUGAAGCAGCCAGGAUGAGGAUCGGUGACCUGUUAGAUCACUGUAUGACCGGUGUCUGA